AUAAAAAGCAGAUUUUAGUAAGACCCUGGCAUUUGUUGACGAAACUUUAGGAAAAAAUUAUAUAUUUUUUCACGAGAUCGAGCAAUUACAGUGGGUCGAAAUUUAUUAUUAAUAAUAUUAAAUUUGUUAUCUAAACAAAACAAUAAGUGCCUUGAAUUGCUUAUGUUGAUGAACUGAUCUAGAUUCUAGAAGGACUAAAGGUCGCUACCACUCUUCCCCAACGAGUGACGCUCCUAACUUCAAAAAAAUUCUUCGCAGUAUCAAAUUUGAUUGGCAGCCUUAAACACAUCAUUAUAAAAAAGAUAUGCACAGAAUAAACUCAGCCAUUGUUUGGUAUCAACAGCAGAUUGGGGCGUAUGAUAAGCAACUUUGGGAAAGAUCAGUUGAGCAAAGUGUUAUUAAAAGUAUUCAAGAAAUCUAUAAUGCCCCCAAGCGAUUAACUAAGGUAAAAAGUGAACUUAUCGAUGUCGAUUUAGUUCGAGGUUCAACGUUCUCUAAAGCAAAACCUCAACAUGGUUGGUUUUCUAUAACAAAAAAUGCUAUGCUUCAUUUAAUGCUCUUGCCACUUUAUUAUAAUUGGUGGAAGAAACAGACUUCUGCCUGGUUUACCAAGUUACUAGUCUUCUUAUAUAUUCUACAAUUAAGCGCAUUUAUCAUCUUUUUUACGGAUGAGAAUGGUACAACUAAUAAAGAGUCUCUGUCUCUGGCCCAUUUGCUUACGCCUUUUAUUCUUAUGAUUAUCCUGACUAUUUCUCAUGCCCGCAUAAUUGCGACUGGUUCUCAAACCCAUUUAUUAACUUUUAGAAAUGAAAGAGGUAACAAUUCCUCAAGACCAAGAAUGAGAAGAAAGCAAAAGAAAAAGAGGCCGAAAACUACACAAAAUCACGAGCUUAAAUCACCUCAUUUUGAUACAAGUGACAAAGAUUCUACCGGAAGUGUAGGAAGAAGAAGAAGAUCCGGAGCCGAUAGUGAAACUAGUGGGAUCCUGGUAGGUAAAGAGGAAACAGACGAAGAUGGUGUAAAAGAAACUACGGGAAGCUUACAGGCUUGCGUUCCAAACGACUAUGUAAACUUUCCAGGAGAUGAAAUAUGCGGUCUAACUGAUGAAAAAGACAUCACGGAACCAGUUGGAGUAUUAGUAGAGGAUGAUGAGAAUUUGGACGUUGUACCAGAGAUUAAGAGUGUAAAGAAUAAAUUGAAUCUAAAUCUAGACAACAAUAGUGAUGGCCUUAGAAAAAGAAAAAAAUGUGAUUUUGACAAACCGGUUGUAAAUCGGAGUGACGUAGAAAGCUCAUGCGAAAGUGAAAUUGACACAAAUGCGUCAAAUGGUACAACACCUUUGUACGCCAAGUCAAAGAAGCUACUUAGGGAGCCGAGUACAGAUAAUGAGGCAUGUUAUAACAAGUUGUUGUGUAAUUUCAACCAAAUUUUUCCAAAGAUCAAACCAAUGGCAAAUAAACAAGAAGAAAAAUGUCAGAAAGAUUCCUCAACAACAGAUCCCCAAACCUCCGACAUGGAUUGGAAUGACUCAAUGAAUGCUGCAGACUCAACAACUGCGUCAUAUCCAACUGCAUCUGAGGUUGAAGCGUCAGAAGUUGAGCAGGAAGGCCUUCCUGGCAAACAUGUUGCUUCUGUUUUAAAAACACUUGGUUCAAACUGUGAUAAAGUUGGUUGUUACUUUUGGGAAGGUGAAGAAGUCAGAAAAAUAGAUAUGUCGGCAAUUGAUAUUGGGUGGCAUAUUAUCGAAAAGGUUGAUAAUGCUAGCAGUACAAAUUCGACUGAUUAUUUGGCUAUCGGCACUUUUUUUAGCGUGUGCGUUGGUUGUAUCCCCGUUAUAUAUAGAGGAUUACUACUAUGGGAUAAAUUGGAAUGGAAUAUCAGCUUUAAAAUUCUACUUAAAUCUUUAAGCGUGAUAUUUGGAGCUGACUGGAGAACUUUACUUAUUAUCGUAAAUGGUGUUAUGCAAAGACUUGUAUUAAGUUCGAUUUUCUUCUUCCUACUGUCAGUGGCGGAGAGAACGUUUAAACAAAGACUUCUAGAUGCUAAAUAUUUUUGUUACCUGACAUCUUCUAGAAGAUCAAAGCAGCACGGCAUACCUCAUAUGCGAUUGAAUAAAGUUAAAAAUAUUAAAUGUUGGUUAAGUUUAAGAUCCUAUUUAAAGAGAAGAGGUCCCCAACGUUCAGUUGAUACUAUUGUCUCUGCAGCAUUUCUUUUGGCUAUUGCAUUCUUUUCAAUUUUAUGCGUGAAAUUAUUAGAAAAUACUGAAAGAUUUCUAACUCACCUAGGAAAUUGGGAAGUGGCCGCUUGGUGUAUUGCAUUAGCAAUAUUUCUACUCCGUUUCAUUAUUCUGGCUUCCAAAAUUAAUCAAAAAUACCGUAAUUUCUCUCUUUUAAUCACGGAACAAAUCAAUCUAUACCUCCAUAUGGAGCAAAAACCACAUAAGAAGGACGAGCUGAUGCUAGCUCAUAAUGUGUUAAAAUUGGCUGAGAGCCUUUUAAAAGAGUUAGAAAGUCCGUUUAAAAUAUCUGGAUUUUCUGCUAGUCCUUUCCUUUAUAAUAUUACGAAAGUCAUUAUUUUAUCUGCACUAUCAGCUGUAUUGUCUGAUCAAUUGGGAUUCAAACCGAAGUUGCAUAGAAUCAAACUGAGCUGAGCGGAGAAAAAAUAUCUACUGGCAUAAUAUAUAUUCACGAUUUGUCUGUUACAUCCGCCUCAAAGAAGGAAAUGCCGCAUAAAAGAGUUUGCAGGAUAUAAAACAUAUUUCCUUAUUUUUUGUUAUACACGAUCAGAAAAUCAAUGAGAUCUUGUCUGUUCUUUCGAUUCACUGGCGAAAUUUUUAUGUGAUCUUUAUUUGCAGAGAUUAUAUUUAGUUCAUGGCUGCAUGUCUUUUUUUCAUUAUUUCGAUCCUAAUGCUGCAAAUUUAUUUCAUUAAAUUUUAGUGAACAUAUACCAAUUAAAAUUGAUAAAAUAUCCGAAUAAUAAAUUUUUGAAUAGAACCUAUUCCUCCUAAUUAGCUUUGUUCCUCAAUUUGAAAGAACACAAAGCUCGUGACUAUUCAAAGGAAUUGUUGACGGAAGCUAUAUAAUAAC
This is a messenger RNA of Dimorphilus gyrociliatus, 3086 nucleotides long. The record is from the annotation of a GenBank genome assembly. NCBI's taxonomy places the organism in Eukaryota, Metazoa, Annelida, Polychaeta, Dinophilidae.